Salvia splendens (bonfire salvia) is the source of this 1521-nucleotide messenger RNA. RefSeq names its product RING-H2 finger protein ATL29. Bases 1 to 1521 code for a protein of 506 amino acids. The record is from RefSeq and is a predicted model, not a curated record. NCBI's taxonomy places the organism in Eukaryota, Viridiplantae, Streptophyta, Magnoliopsida, Lamiales, Lamiaceae. The transcript has 3 exons.
AUGGUAGCAGCAACGCACUCUGCGCUCCAGCCCGAACCUGAUCCACCCGACCAACCCUGGCUGUACACCGACGCACAACCACCUCACGCGCCCUACACCUACACGAAUUCGUACGCGCUGCUGCGAAGUCCUUAUGCCGGACCUCAGAAUCUACCGCUGCCUCCAUACAAGCUGGAUAGACACCAAUUGUACCACGACCACCAGCCCAUCGCCUAUCAACAGCCGCCGCCGCCGCAAACCUAUCCCACCAAAACUACCAGCCCGUUGGACAGCAGUGCUGCACCGGGAAGCCCCCACUUGGCUGGCCACAACCACCCCCGCAACACUCACCGUCCUGCUGGUACAAAAGAAUUGCCUCCGAUUGAGGUGAUAGACGAGGAGGAUGGCUCCAUUGAGGAAGGAUUUGAUUAUUCCACCAAGAAGAUUCUUGAUUCUUCUGCUGGUUUUUAUGGAGUUGAAAAGGCUGAGAAUGAGACGAAACCCAGUCAGGAUCACAAGCGCGAGGAGGAACAAGUUCAAGGGCAGUUUGAGUGCUCGCUGCAACUGAAUGCUUUUCCAAUCAAGGUUCUUCCAGCUAAGGUUGAUUUGGAUAAUCAUCAUCAUCAUCAAAAACAAGACCGCAAUUGUAUAGCCACAAAUCGGAAUCCCAUCUCCACCGGGGCAAUGGCAACAGGCGUGGCCGAACCCUUGCCGCCGUCGACCUCCACCGCACCGACCUACUCGUACCCUCCCGUCAUCAUCAUCCUCACCAUCGUCCUCCUCAUCUUCUUCUUCGCGGGAUUCUUCUCCAUCUACUUCUGCCGCUGCUUCAUGCAGAACCUCCUCUGCACGUGGCACCUCCGCCGCAGCACCACGGCGGCUCCCUCUGGUGGGGCCGCGGGGGCAGCCCCGGGGGGAGCCGGGCUGGACCCGUCAAUUGUGGAGUCAUUCCCGACGUUCACGUACUCGACGGUGAAGGACUACACGAAGGAGAGGUACGGCGUGGAGUGCGCCAUCUGUUUGGUGGAAUUCCGGAGCAGCGACGUCCUCCGCCUCCUCACAGCCUGCUGCCACGUCUUCCACCGUGAGUGCAUCGACCUCUGGCUCGAGUCGCACAAGACGUGCCCCGUCUGCCGCCGCGACCUCAACUCGACGCUGCAGUCGCCGGUCAAGUCGCCGAGGGUGUCGGUCAACGAGGAGGAAGAGGGGACCCGCCAAGACUUGGACAGCUGCAGCGUCACCAUCAAAGAGGAAGACGAGGAGCGGAGGAAUCAGGAGACGGAGACGGAGACGGAGAGGGAGAAGUUCUCGAGAUCGCACUCGACGGGGCACUCGAUAAAGAGUAAUAGGGAAGGAGAGGAAAAGUACACGCUGAUAUUGCCAGAGGAGGUGAAGUCGAGCAUCAUAAGUAGACAUAAUUCGAGCAAGAGUUGGACGAGUUUUGGUGAUUUUAAACAUAACAAUAAUAAGAGUGCUGACAAUCACGAGAGAGUAGCCGAGGCCGAGUCUUCUGGGGUGCCUGCUGAAGACCACAUAGUAUAG